Molecule: messenger RNA, 1603 nt
Organism: Malania oleifera
Lineage: Eukaryota; Viridiplantae; Streptophyta; Magnoliopsida; Santalales; Ximeniaceae
Exons: 9
Coding region: 584-1264 (226 amino acids)
Biological process (GO): protein phosphorylation
Cellular component (GO): nucleus; EKC/KEOPS complex; cytosol
Molecular function (GO): protein serine/threonine kinase activity; ATP binding
Source: RefSeq, a predicted model, not a curated record
AGAUAAGUAUGGACACGAUUCAUCCAAAACGAUGCGUUUUGAUUCCUUUAUGUAGUAAGUUUACCUAAGAAACUGGAGCAAGCUGGGCAGUCUAGGAUCAUCGGAGCCCUACAGCAACUGGCGGCCUCAUCUCUCGCCGAACCUCUGCCGCGUGCUUCGCCAUUUGGCCGGACAUCUCAGCCAUUUUUGGCUUCUGUGGAAAGCUCGAAGCUUCUUCUCCGCCGAAGGCCGACAAAUCUUAGCGAAGGUUGAAGGAGGAGGUCUCAUAUAUUCCUGCUUCCCAGCCGCAAAGGACUCAAUGAUGAAUGCAAGGUUAAAGAAUUCAGGAAAGCUUAUAUUUCAAAGAAUGAUGAUUUAUAUCAAGCUUGAAGCAUGAAUUCAAAAAUGAAUUUAAAGAUAAAGCUUGAAGAUCAUGAGAGUAUGAGGAUUAAUGAGAACUUUAUGAAAGCUCAAAGAAAGAUGAAGCAAGCAUAAAGACCUCAAGGAAUUCAAAAAUUGGAAAUUUGAAGGAGUUUAUAGGAAAUUUCAUGUAUUGGACUAAGUGUAGACUUGUGGCAAUACUAUCACUGCAAAAUUCUUAAUUAUGGAGACAGAGGCAGAUGGAAAGCAGGGCUCCCUCAUUCUGUUGAAGCAAGGAGCUGAAGCAAGGGUUUAUGAGUCAACCUUUGUGGGAAGGAGGUCUAUUGUCAAGGAACGCUUCUCAAAGAAGUACAGGCAUCCAUCUUUGGAUUCAAAACUCACCCUCAAGCGGUUGAAUGCAGAAGCUAGGUGCAUGACUAAAGCUAGACGACUUGGGGUUUCCACUCCGGUGCUGUAUUUUGUGGACCCUGUGCUACAUACACUAACUUUUGAGUAUGUGGAGGGCCCCUCUGUCAAAGACAUACUCCUUGGUUUUGGGGCUAAAGGUGUUGAUGAAGAGCAGCUAGAUGAUAUAGCAUUACAGAUUGGCAACGCAGUUGGGAAACUACAUGAUGGUGGACUCAUUCAUGGUGAUUUGACCUCGUCAAACAUGUUGAUACAAAGUGUUACCAAUCAGCUAGUUCUUAUUGACUUUGGUUUGAGCUUCACAUCAACUCUUCCAGAAGAUAAAGCUGUUGAUUUGUAUGUACUUGAACGAGCCUUAUUGUCAAUGCAUUCUUCAUGUGGGAAUGUGAUGGAUCGGAUAGUUGCUGGGUAUCGAAAGUCCUCAAAGCAAUGGUCAUCAACAUUGAACAAACUAGCUCAAGUGCGGCAAAGAGGUCGAAAGCGUACCAUGGUGGGGUGAUUUGUUCUUGAAGUCUGUUGCCUAUCAAGAUAAGGGUUAGGAAAUCAGGACAAACAAGCAGAAAGAGCUCCGAGGUAGAGGAGAUCUUGUUACCCUAGUAUUCAAGGUAAGUGUUUGGAAUUGGGGAUAUGUUUUUGAUAUAACCCCUAGAGUAUUUUGUAAAUUUUUGGGAAUGUAUAUGUAUAUGUAGGGGGUUAUAACACUUUGGUAUUGUAUAUGGGUCCCAGACACUUUAUGUAUUCUGCUGUUUGGAUAGUAUGUUUUGAUGGACAGAUUUCUCGAUACCCACUUCAGAUCGGGUUAUGUUGAUAUAUGGUAUCAGAGAUGUUUGUUGGAUUA